AUGGGAUUGGAGAACACAGAAUUGCCGUCAUCGGUGCUUGGCGUGUCGGAACGGAUCCGGUCAAUGAUCAUGGAGAACUCCGAAUUGGGGUCUCGGCUAGUGUCGCUGUUGCUGGUAAACAGUGGAAAUGCCGCAGAGAUCAUCGAGUCCAUCAAUAAAGGAGGUGCUUCAAAUGUGAGGUCCAAGAGCAAACACAAGAGCAAUGAGGUUAAACCAGUAGUAGCGGGUGCCCAGUCCGACCGAGAUUAUACAUACAAGAAUACCACAGAAGACGCUAGAGUAUCGGGUGACGAUGACGAGGAUGCUGUUGUAACUACUUCCUCGCAGUGGGACAACAGGGCUAUUACCACAACUGGUGGCCACAGCAGUGCAAACAGUGAAGACGAAGUCGAGGACAACGAGAGCCUUUUACUGAAAGCUUUAGAGAAGCGUCGCAAGAACUCAGAGGCCUCGGCGCGUUUCAGGAUAAGGAAGAAACAGCGUCGUAUGGAGAAUCUCGAGAAACUGGCACAAUUAAACUCACACAUAGAUGACUUGAACAAGAAGAUUGAUGGUCUGUUGCAGGAAAAUAGACAUUGGAAAUCUAAAUUGGAAGAGAUCAAUGAGCAGAAAUCAAAGCAGUUGCUUGAACAGAUCAAAAAAAAAAACGGAAUUCUUCUGUGA
Molecule: messenger RNA, 663 nt
Organism: Nakaseomyces glabratus
Lineage: Eukaryota; Fungi; Ascomycota; Saccharomycetes; Saccharomycetales; Saccharomycetaceae
Gene: MET28
Product: Met28p
Biological process (GO): regulation of transcription by RNA polymerase II
Cellular component (GO): Cbf1-Met4-Met28 complex; nucleus
Molecular function (GO): DNA-binding transcription activator activity, RNA polymerase II-specific; RNA polymerase II transcription regulatory region sequence-specific DNA binding
Source: RefSeq, a predicted model, not a curated record